CAUCUGUUUAAGAAGGCAUUUAAAUAAAAUAAAAAAUAUCAGACCAAGUAGCCAUGGAUGGUGGAGAAGUUGAAGCAGUCAUUGUUCCAUGCCCAUACGUCAACUUUGGUUGCACAGAGAAGUUCACUUAUGGCGAAGAAUUAGUCCAUGAGAGGAAAUGCAGGUUCGCUGUGUGCCGCUGUCCUGCACCAUACUGUCGCUACAGCGGUGUGUACAAGGAUCUCUAUAGUCACUUCUCUGCUAACCACAACGACGAGGACUACUAUGCUAAAUUCGUGUGUGGCAGUUUCACUGGCGCACGGCUGUCCAUUAAUGAGAAGAUUUUAUUCCUUCAGGAAUCUGCAGAUGGUCCCUUGGUUGCGGUUCAGUGUUUCGCGGUGGAAGAAGGGUUUUACGUGACAGUGAACUGUAUAGCACCUUCUUCUCCAGGAGUUGGGGAAUUCUCCUAUCAUCUCUCGUACACGACACCGGUGGGAGGUCGCAAACGCACUAUGACGUUUAAACAAUCCGAGAUGAAUAGAAUUCAGAGAUUUAGCUCCGAAACUCCUGAAAAGGAUUUCAUGUUCGUCCCUUACGAUUUCGUUGGUGACACAGAUUCAAUGAAGAUGGAAAUUUGCAUCAACCGGAGAUGAAAGAGGAAUCUCUCAAUAAGAUGAAGAAGAGUAAGAGGAGUGAUAUUUUCUUUAUCAUAUAUAUCCUUUGUUUUGUUAUUUAAUUAUAUCAAUGGCCUACCUUUAUAUGUAAUUCUCAUCUUUUUGUUAGCUACUUUUUAUCCACUAUGCACUCUAAACUCUACUCUUAUGUUUUUCCUUUUUAUGUAAUCUCGGAUUUAGAUUCAUCUGCAUAAAUUAUGGAUUUUCUUAUAAUUUUA
Molecule: messenger RNA, 871 nt
Organism: Camelina sativa (false flax)
Lineage: Eukaryota; Viridiplantae; Streptophyta; Magnoliopsida; Brassicales; Brassicaceae
Source: RefSeq, a predicted model, not a curated record